GCAAACAGUUUCAGAAGGAAGAGAAAAGCCGAGCGAAAAUCGUAUUUUCAAAACCCAAGAAACGCAACCCUGAGCCGUUUCUCUUCAAAAAAUUCCUCUCUCUCUCUCUUCAAAUCUUCCAAUUUUUCUUCAUCAGAUUCCCAGUUUCUUCACAAUUUCUCAAUCACAGGGCCGAAAUUCUCCCCCUAUUUCCAUGAAUUUGACAAUCACAGUCUUGUAGUUCAGAUGGCCGACACCAAUCCCAAUACCCCCACCGCCACCGCGCCGGAGAAGAGCCCCUCCGCCUCGCCGACCAGCUCGAGGUCGGUGACUCACACUGUCAAUGGCUCGCACAAGUUCGUGAUCCAGGGGUACUCUCUGGCGAAGGGAAUGGGACCCGGCAAGCACAUUGCCAGCGAUAAUUUCACCGUCGGAGGGUAUCAAUGGGCUGUUUACUUCUAUCCCGACGGGAAGAAUAUUGAGGAUAAUUCGACCUACGUUUCCAUCUUCAUCGCACUGGCUAGCGACGGCACCGACGUCAGGGCGUUGUUUGAACUCACGCUUGUCGAUCAGAGCGGUAAAGGGAAGCAUAAGGUUCAUAGCCAUUUUGAGCGGUCGCUUGAGAGUGGUCCUUAUACUCUGAAGUAUCGCGGCAGUAUGUGGGGAUACAAGCGUUUUCUUAGACGAUCUACCCUUGAAAACUCUGACUACCUCAAGGAUGAUUGCUUACAAAUAAAUUGUACUGUUGGAGUUGUGGUUUCAUCAAUAGAGCAUUCACAUUCACAUACGAUUUCUGUUCCCGAGUCUAAUAUUGGAGCUCAUUUUGGGGCGCUGCUUGAAAAUUUGGAAGGUUCAGAUGUUACCUUUAAUGUCGAUGGGGAAAAUUUUCAAGCUCAUAAGUUGAUAUUGGCUGCUAGAUCACCUAUAUUUCGGUUUGAAUUUUUUAACAUGUUAGAGGAAAAUAAGCAGGAGAUUAUUGUGAAAGGUCUAGAACCUAACGUUUUCAAGGCUUUGCUGCACUUUAUGUACACCGAUAACAUUGCAGAGGAUGUGGUUGUAUCAACUUCAAAUUCAUCUUCUGAAUCUUGUAUGGGCGACAACUUUAUGGCAAAAUUGUUGGCAGCAGCAGACAGAUAUGGCUUGGAGAGAUUGAGACUUAUGUGUGAAUCUCAUCUUUGUAAAAAUCUUUCUGUACGGUCUGUUGCACAAGUACUAAGUUUUGCCGAUCAGCAUCAUGCCGCUGAAUUGAAAGCAGUUUGCCUGAGAUUUGCUGCCAUGAACCUUGGAGCUGUGAUGCAAUCAAAAGGUUUCGAGCGUUUGAAGGAAAUUAACCCUUCGCUUCAAUCAGAGCUCCUGAAGACACUUGCACAGUGUGGUGGGGACAUUUGUGGCAGCGGGUCGAAAUCCCGGAGUGUGUGGGCUCAACUCUCCGACGGUGGCGAUUCAAAUGGCAGAAGGGUUAGACAAAGAACCUGAUAAACUCACACCAUCAUUGUUCCUUGUGUAAAUGCCAAUGUGUUUUUCAAGUAACGUGUAAAAAAAGGACCGAAAACGAAUGAAACAGCUCGGUUUCGAUAUGCUUAUUGUGGAACAAAUUCAAUAGCAGUCAAAUUCGAGGUUCAUCUUUUAGUUUCGA
Momordica charantia (bitter melon) is the source of this 1615-nucleotide messenger RNA. Its product is annotated as BTB/POZ and MATH domain-containing protein 5. Lineage: Eukaryota; Viridiplantae; Streptophyta; Magnoliopsida; Cucurbitales; Cucurbitaceae. Gene Ontology annotation, biological process: protein ubiquitination. Gene Ontology annotation, molecular function: protein binding. The record is from RefSeq and is a predicted model, not a curated record.